Messenger RNA from Zea mays, 1122 nucleotides. Its product is annotated as deoxycytidylate deaminase. Gene Ontology annotation, cellular component: cytoplasm. The record is from RefSeq and is marked validated. Gene Ontology annotation, molecular function: zinc ion binding; dCMP deaminase activity. The transcript is spliced from 9 exons. Lineage: Eukaryota; Viridiplantae; Streptophyta; Magnoliopsida; Poales; Poaceae. The coding region runs from base 104 to 790 and encodes 228 amino acids.
CUCCAACCCAGCAUCCUUGCAUCCCGGGGCUCAGUUAGCGUUCCCGCCGCACCGUACUACACCUCCGGUGGUCGGUGCGCCCAUUUCCCGCCGAUCAAGCGCGAUGGCCUCGACGAGGGAUCUAGCCAUAGCUUCUCUCUCAGCUGCGACCGGCGCCGUUGUUGCCGCCGCUGCACUGCGCCUCUUGUCUUCCCGCAGAACAUCCUCCGUCAGACCCCAGAACCUCCCCGCCGCCGCUAACGGAUCUGCCUCCGAGCGCCCGCUGGCUCAGUCCCCCUUCGAUCCUGUCAAGAGGGAAGGAUAUAUUUCCUGGGACGACUACUUCAUGGCGAUCGCCUUCCUUUCGGCUGAGCGGUCUAAGGAUCCUAACCGGCAGGUUGGAGCAUGCUUGGUUAGCCAAGAGGGAAUAAUCCUAGGAAUUGGCUACAAUGGCUUCCCUAGAGGUUGUUCCGAUGACAAGCUUCCUUGGGCAAAGAAAUCUGCAAGUGGAGAUCCAUUGGAGACAAAAUUCCCCUACGUUGUCCAUGCUGAGGUUAAUGCAAUUCUAAAUACCAACCAUGCUUCAGCGGCUGGACAGAAAUUGUAUGUCACCAUGUUCCCAUGCAAUGAAUGUGCCAAGAUUAUUAUUCAGUCAGGCGUAUCUGAGGUCAUAUAUUUCGUUGAAAAAAAGAUUGACAACUCAGCUCACGUUUAUGUUGCCUCUCACAAGCUAUUGUCGAUGGCUGGUGUCAAGGUCAGGAAGCAUCAGCCCCAGAUGGCGCAAAUACCGAUCAAGUUCCAGGAGCCAUGAAGCCGGUACUAGUUCCAGCCUUCCAGGAGCACUAGUGAGCGAAUAAACAGUGCAAGAUACCUGUUGACCGCGGCACCUGUGACAAUCGACAAUGGCCGACCCGCAGCGGUCUCGGUAUGCGGCGUCGGUCCCUCUCCCUCCCUCAGAGGCUGUUGUAAAACUAUAGCUAGAAUUCGUACUGGUAAUAAUGUAAAGACAUUUCAAUUCUCCUCUCUGAUACCAGCUUAUCUUUUACGUGCGUUUGGAUCCCUUCAUUUUAGAGGAAUUGAAAUUCACUCAAUAAAUUAACUCAUUUAGUUUGAAAUUUGAGAUUUCACCAUUUUUUAAAGUUC